GGGUUUUAACUUUCUGACCCCUGGACUUUUUUUCUUUUUUUUUGUUCAAAUGUGCACGCCAACACGCUGCAAUGCUAACCAAAGAUAUUUGCACAUAUACGUAGAUGAAAGAUUAAAAAGGAGGAAGGAAACGUAUAACAGAAUGGUGAAAGAUAGGCUCGCUUCCUGAUCUACUAAAAGGGGUAGCUGUUUGACGUGGCGUAUAUGCUCAUUAGCUGAACCCAAGAAGCGGAAACGUCUGCAUCUUCUAGCAUCAUCUGAGUCGACAUGGAAGAGAACGUGAUGGAAAACAUCUUCCUGCUGGUUCUGGUCACCUUGCUGAGUGUUCUUCAGAAUGCGUUCUUUGCGCAGAAGGUGGAGAAGGAAUGCAAAGCGGAUAAGACAAAGACUGCGGCUUUCGAUCGGGUGUACUGUGCGAGUCGAAACUGCAUGGAUGCCUACCCUACCUUCAUUGCUGUGAUGUGGUGUGCUGGGAUAUGUUUAAGCCAAGCGCCCGCUGCGUUUGCUGGACUGGUGUACCUGGGGGCGAGACAGAAGUACUUUGUGGGGUACAUGGGCCAGACGUCUCAGAGCACACCUGGCUUCCUCUUCGGCAAGCGAAUCCUCUCCUUCCUCUUCCUCAUGUCCAUCGUGGGCGUCGUCAGCUACUUCCUUAGCCACUACCUGGCCACCGACUACAAGGAGUACAUCCAGACCGUCACGAAGGCGGCGUCCGCACUGCUCCUCCUGCCCUGAAGGGGGCGACAGCCAGGCAAGCGCUGCACACCACAGCCGGAGUGGGCCUUCGCACCAGCAGCCCGCUAAAGCCUUCCCCCUCUUUGUAAUUUCCAUGCACCCUGAACUUGCUUUUCACGAUAAAAGUGAAGACACAAAGUUUUAAUAAAAAGGCAUGUUUAUUUAGAAAAAUGCCAACUUGAACAGUGCUUCAGAAGAAGACCAGUAGAUAAAUCCUAACAUCCAUACAAGUAACAUGUAAAUUGCUCUGUGGCAUACUUUGGAUCUUGUUGAAAUACACCAUGACAAUCAAAUUAAUAAAAAAAUGUAUACAUUGAACCAAACAUUUUGAACAAUAAAAAAAAGAAUUAA
Messenger RNA from Anguilla rostrata (American eel), 1086 nucleotides. It is a transcript of the gene alox5ap, whose product is annotated as arachidonate 5-lipoxygenase-activating protein. Gene Ontology annotation, molecular function: glutathione transferase activity; glutathione peroxidase activity; leukotriene-C4 synthase activity. Bases 268 to 735 code for a protein of 155 amino acids. The record is from RefSeq and is a predicted model, not a curated record. Gene Ontology annotation, biological process: leukotriene biosynthetic process. Gene Ontology annotation, cellular component: endoplasmic reticulum; nuclear envelope; membrane. NCBI's taxonomy places the organism in Eukaryota, Metazoa, Chordata, Actinopteri, Anguilliformes, Anguillidae. The transcript is spliced from 5 exons.